AUGGGCUGUGCUAGCAGCACUCCAAUGGUGGCAACUGCAGGCAGUGAAAUGCUAAAAGCCGCCACUCAUGUGGCAAGCGAUGUCAAGAAGCAAGGCGAAGCCGCCGUUGAAGAUGCGACACAAGCGAUUGGCGCAACAGUUGACACGGCAAAGGAGACAGUAAGCACAGCAGUGGCGGGCAUUACCAAUGAGCUGGGCACUGCGUUCAAGGAUGGCACAGACGCACUGGACGAAGUCAAGCACAAAGUGAUGGAGGGACUGCAUCUGGAGACAAAAGCAGAUGCGAAUGCGGAUACGGAUGCGAAGCAUGUGGCAACGAGUGCAUCACGAGCACCAACACCAGCACUCGAUGGGGAUGCGGACAGUCUGAAGACGUCGACGCCAGAGCCGGAGAUUGAGCGAGCGCUGGCAAACAGUGCGGACAAUGAGGAGGAGGCGCCACCAACUCCCAAGCCAUCGCUGCAGGAAAUGGCCGAGCUGAGCACCCAAGUGGGCAGCGAGGCGACUGCCGCUGUGGCGGCCACUGUGGCUGCCACUGUGGUGGCAAGCACAGAGGAGACUGCAGCAACAACUGUGGCGGCAACCGUGGAGGACAGCAGUCAGUGGGAUCGAAGCAAAGACAAGGAGGAAGAGGAGCAACGCCGUCCAAAUACCACCGAAUGGGAGAAGUUUGCCGAUCAGUUGGCCAAGAGUCGCAAGUUCAGGCCCUAUGAGAGUUUUGCGCGUACCAAAAAUCAAUUUUCCGUCUACAAAGACUACACCAGCAUGAGGGAUAAGCCUGGCCAUCGCGAUGGCCACUUCAGCGAUGGCAACUCAAUGUCGAGCGCCUCCCAGUCACAGUCGGACCUGUCCAGCGGCCACUUGACACCGGCUCCGCCCACCCGACGGGGCCACCGUGAUUAUGCCAAGUUCGUGGGCUCUGAGCAGCCGGGCAGUGUGUCGCGUGCCAGUUCCCGGCUCUCGAAUGUGGGCGGCACCACCAUGCGGACCUUUGACUUUAAUCCACAUCGCGAACGCAUCAGUCUUCCAAUUACAAGCCGCGCUGGCGCUGGUCGUGUCGGCUCCGCGCUCAAUGGACGUCGUUCGCUUUGGGCCCGAGAGCAGCCAGCUGUGUUGCCCGAGGAACCCCUCAGCACUUAUAGUCCAGUUAGAAGGAGAAGCAUGGUUGCAGGAUUUGGACAUCGUGCUAUUCGAGAAGUUCAUAAUAUACAGCCAGCAAGAUCUACCUCACAUUUGAGCAUCUUGCCCAAGAAGAAGGAAACGACUGCCUCUAAGCCCCUAAUUGAACCCAUAAGACCUCAAGUCUUCGGCAACAACGCCAAGCCAAUAAAAUCCAGCAUCAAAGCCGGCAAAGAAGAGAGACCAAGUGAGAUGUUUAAAUCAUUGUUUAACUCAUCAAGUGACAUAAGCACGGCGCUGCUGUUGGCCACGCCCUUAACAGUUACCUCAUUGCUGCGCAGCCCUUCAGCAGCCGCCAAGUCACACACGGAACAUGCUUCAGCAGGCUUCAACAAAAUGCCAUCGCCUUUGGCCUCGCGUGCCGCAUCUUUUAUUGCAGAGCCAGCGGAAACACGCAGGCACAGCAAAUCAACUGUCACGCAAGCCACGCCCACAAUCACGCCAUCAAGGCUCAAUGCGGAACAGUUGCCAGCAGCUCUGAGAUCUGCGUCGAUAGACACGCAUGAGGAAAGGCGACUUACAUUGCCAAAGACAAAUACAACACCAACAGCGACACCUCAGAAAGUAGUCUGUGUGCAACGCACUCCAUCAAGGACUCAGCCCAGAGCUUCCUCAAUCUAUACCACGAGCAACCCCAAGACAAAGUCGCCAUCUAUAUCGCGUGCAUCAUCGCGACUCUCUUCGAACAGCAGCACAGAGAUAGUCAUAAGACCAUUGAGUCAUCUAAAUACGCCCAGCGCUGCAUCCCUCUCCCCCGAUCAGGUUGUGAUGACAGAAUAUGAUGACAGCGAUUUGGAGGCAGCUCUGGCCCGUUUGGCCGACUGGCGUGGCUCGACAACAACACUGCAUUCAAUGCGAUCCUCCAAUUCGCAAAUGGAACGCAUUUCAAAUCCCGCAGUGCUGCUGGAUUCGCGACGCACUUCGCCCUGGAUUAGACGCAAAGCGGACCGCAAGGAGAUGCCAAUAUUCUCCGGAUGUGGUAUUGUGGAGCUCACAUCUCCGGCUAAAACAGCCCAUGAACUGCUCGAACGUUGUGAAAUCUGUUGUAAUGAAUUUGUGAUGAAAUAG
Drosophila grimshawi is the source of this 2247-nucleotide messenger RNA. RefSeq lists its product as uncharacterized. The coding region runs from base 1 to 2247 and encodes 748 amino acids. NCBI's taxonomy places the organism in Eukaryota, Metazoa, Arthropoda, Insecta, Diptera, Drosophilidae. The transcript is spliced from 3 exons. The record is from RefSeq and is a predicted model, not a curated record.